AUGACUACAACUCUCGCAAACCCAAUUUUAUCUUCUGGCGGGCUUGAUUCAUCAUCGGAAGCAAGUGUAAACUCAACAUCUCCCUUUCAAGAUUCUACUCACCGAAAGAACUGGAUUUUUAGCAAGGAUCAAUUAAUAGAGAUUAGAAAUAAAUCAUUGGAAAAGGUUAAAGAACAAAUAUUGCAGCUUCAAGAGAAAUAUACAGAAAAGCUGAGUGCAAAUGAUUUACUAUCACCAGAAGAGGAAUCAUUGAUCGUAUUAAAAUACUCCGAAAUGUUGUUGGAAAUUUCAACACAAUUGAAGUAUCCUUUGCACGUGAAAGCCACUGCUCUAACUUAUUUGAAACGCUUUUAUUUAAAACAUUCUAUUAUGGAAUAUGACAUUGUUUUCAUGAUGCUCACCUGUAUAUUUCUGGCUACAAAGACAGAGGAAAAGUUUGUCGCUCUGGCACAAUUUCUAGAGAAUGUAAACGCAAUCACUUCAGGUGCUGGGACCUUAACAUCUCAAUUUAUAUUUAAGAACGAAUUGAUAUUAUUACAAGGACUGGAUUUUAAUUUGAUGGUCUAUCAUCCAUAUCGUUCAUUGUACGCUUAUGCUCAUGAUUUGCAUGACAUGUAUGGUAAUGACGCAGAUACUCUCUAUGAAGGAGCUCAACAAAAAAUUACAGACCUCAUCAAAUCAACCGAUGCCAUCUUUUUAUAUAUACCACCGGUGAUAGCUCUUGCAAGUUUGUACAUUGUUAACGCUGAUGUUGCAAAGAAUUUCAUUUCAAAAAAGUUCCCAACUCAAGAAGCACAACUAUUGAGACAGGUAGAAGAAAUCAAGACAAUUUAUCUUUCAUCAACACUUGAAAAAUCAAAGAUAAAGUCAGCUGAAAAGAAACUGAAAAAGAUUCGAAAAAUUCUCAAACCUCAGCUGGAAGAAUUAGAAGAACGCUAUUUAACUCAAAUUGCUGAGGAGCAGCGUGUGAAAAGAGAAGACAAGUAUCGCAAAAGAGACUUACAACAGCAACUGGAACAAAAGCAAUUCUUGUAG
Naegleria fowleri is the source of this 1035-nucleotide messenger RNA. RefSeq lists its product as uncharacterized. Bases 1 to 1035 code for a protein of 344 amino acids. The transcript has a single exon. Gene Ontology annotation, cellular component: transcription factor TFIIK complex; nucleus. Gene Ontology annotation, biological process: regulation of transcription by RNA polymerase II; regulation of cyclin-dependent protein serine/threonine kinase activity. The record is from RefSeq and is a predicted model, not a curated record. Gene Ontology annotation, molecular function: cyclin-dependent protein serine/threonine kinase regulator activity. Lineage: Eukaryota; Heterolobosea; Eutetramitea; Acrasida; Naegleriidae.